Messenger RNA from Arctia plantaginis, 1494 nucleotides. The record is from the annotation of a GenBank genome assembly. NCBI's taxonomy places the organism in Eukaryota, Metazoa, Arthropoda, Insecta, Lepidoptera, Erebidae.
AUGGGAAGCAACGAAGGACCUCAAACUUUUUGUUUGAAAUGGAACCACCAUAAAACGAACUUAGUGGAAAUUCUAGAAGCAUUAAUAAAAGUAGAGACCUACGUGGAUUGCACGUUAGUGGUGGACGACCAGGUGACGUUCAAGGCCCACAGAGUUGUGCUAGCCGCGAACUCCCCAUACUUUCAAUCAAUAUUAGCUGAUGUUCCAAUGGACCACUGCAGCAUUCUUUUCCCUGGUGUGAAGGAUUUCGAGAUGCGCGCCCUUCUCGAAUAUAUGUACACAGGUGAGGUGAACGUCACUCAGGCGCAUAUACCACAUAUCAUGAAAGUAGCAGAGCAGCUGGAGGUUAAGGGUUUAUUUGACAUGACGGAGUUGCGAAGGCGCCCGGGCAGUACGGAGCGCACUCCAGCCGCAUCCCCUCCACGCGUUGUACCCGCCGCACCCUCCAGUGUGUCCCCUCCGGCGCCCGCGCCGCCCUCGCGAUGGCCGCCUCCACCCGCAGCUCCCGCUCUCUCCGCCGCCUACGACUCUGCUGAUAUGAACCCGCUCAAACGUAAGAAACUCUCUAGUAUGCUGGCCACUCGGGACACACCAAUUUUAAGAAACGUUUUAGCUCAGACAACCCCUGUUGAUUCAUCUCAGCCCAUGUCUUUAGUGUGCCACCCUGUCAAUCAACAUGCACCUCCGCGCCUGCAUUCAAAUGGAUCAGCACAUGAAUCUGAACGUGCUCCAAGUCCACAUCGGGCUUUUGAGUACCGCCCUCGAAGGCUUUCUUCUCGCGCUUCAUCACCGCAUUAUCAUAGAUCAGAUCGAUCUGAAGAUGCUCAUUCACCAUAUACUGAGCGAUCAUUUGAAGAUGAGAAUCAGCGCACAUUUCACCCUUCUCCUCCACCCACAAAUUUUCAACAAGAUGUUAGAGCUGGCCUUGCACCAUAUGUUCCACCGCAACAAAAGCCAGAAUGGAAACGGUACAAACAAUACACAAGGUCAGAUAUUUUGUCUGCUAUCGAGUGCGUGCGUAACGGAAUGAGUGCAUUACAAGCGUCACGUAAAUACGGCGUUCCCUCACGUACAUUAUACGAUAAAGUUAAAAAACUAGGAAUUACAACCAGCCGGCCGAUGAGCCGAGGAGUCAAGAGAGAGUCAAACGGUGCCGCAUUCCCUUAUGGUUUAAGCGGCACUGGAGGUGCUGAAGAUGGGAACCCAACCACGCCUCUUAUUGACCCAUCAUUUCUACAACAAGCAUUGGAAGGCGCUACAAGAGACGGUGGAAGAGAAGCUCUGCAUGCAAUGGCGCUGGCCGCCGCAGCACAUGCAGCUCUUGCGCCACGUACGCCUCCUCGAUCGCCGCCACAAUCACCAAGGACACCUCCACACGAUGAUGAUCACGUCGAAGAUCUGUCAGUCCCUCGUCGGCGUGAUUUGGAUCAACCAGCAGGAGUUAUAGUUCCACCGCGAAACUUUGCCUUGGAUUGCGGUAGCGAAAGGGAUUGA